Molecule: messenger RNA, 1918 nt
Organism: Meriones unguiculatus (Mongolian gerbil)
Lineage: Eukaryota; Metazoa; Chordata; Mammalia; Rodentia; Muridae
Gene: Trim63
Product: tripartite motif containing 63
Exons: 9
Coding region: 116-1174 (352 amino acids)
Molecular function (GO): zinc ion binding
Source: RefSeq, a predicted model, not a curated record
AGAAGUCGGGCGCCAGGAGACAAAGAGUAUCCGAGUGGGCUUGGGGACGAAGGCAAGGCCUCCGGUUCCAAUCAGUGUGACAUUGGUGGAGGAGUCGGUGGCAUCUCAAAGCAACAUGGAUUAUAAAUCUAGCCUGAUCCCGGACGGAAACGCCAUGGAAAACCUGGAGAAGCAGCUCAUCUGCCCCAUCUGCCUGGAGAUGUUUACCAAGCCAGUGGUCAUCCUGCCCUGCCAGCACAACCUCUGCCGGAAGUGUGCCAACGACAUCUUCCAGGCUGCCAACCCCUACUGGACCAACCGCGGUGGCUCAGUGUCCAUGUCCGGAGGCCGUUUCCGGUGCCCCUCGUGCCGCCACGAAGUGAUCAUGGACCGGCAUGGGGUAUACGGCCUCCAGAGGAACCUGCUGGUGGAGAACAUCAUUGACAUCUACAAGCAGGAGUGCUCCAGUCGGCCCCUGCAGAAGGGCAGCCACCCGAUGUGCAAGGAGCAUGAAGAUGAAAAAAUCAACAUCUACUGCCUCACCUGUGAAGUGCCUACUUGCUCCCUGUGCAAGGUGUUCGGGGCCCACCAGGCCUGUGAGGUUGCCCCGUUGCAAAGCAUCUUCCAGGGACAGAAGACUGAGCUGAGUAACUGCAUCUCCAUGCUGGUGGCCGGGAAUGACAGAGUGCAGACCAUCAUCUCUCAGCUGGAGGACUCCUGCCGAGUGACCAAGGAAAACAGCCACCAGGUGAAGGAGGAGCUGAGCCAGAAGUUUGACACCCUCUACGCCAUCCUGGACGAGAAGAAGAGUGAGCUGCUGCAGCGGAUCACGCAGGAGCAGGAGGAGAAGCUGGGCUUCAUUGAGGGCCUGAUCCUCCAGUACCGAGAGCAGCUAGAAAAGUCCACCAAGCUUGUGGAAACAGCCAUCCAGUCCCUGGACGAGCCUGGAGGGGCCACCUUUCUCUUGAGUGCCAAGCAACUCAUCAAGAGCAUCGUGGAAGCUUCCAAAGGCUGCCAGUUGGGGAAGACAGAGCAGGGUUUUGAAAACAUGGACUACUUUACCCUGGAUCUAGAACACAUAGCGGAAGCCUUGAGGGCCAUCGACUUUGGGACAGAUGAGGAUGAAGAGGAGUUUAUUGAAGAAGAAGAUCAGGAAGAGGGCGUGUCCACAGAGGGGAAAGAAGGACACCAAUGAGGAGCUGGAUGAGCGAGAUACCCAUACCCUCUGGAUGCAGACACUUGGGGAGGAGGGCGACAGGCCCUUGGGAGGGGGUGGGGGCUCACGGGGGGGCACACAGUGAGGGGAGUGUGUCUAGUCUCUGCUCAGAGAGUAGGGACUAGAGCAGGACGCUCCCACCACUGUGUCCAGCAGCUUCGGAAACACGAUCGGAAGUGUGUUUAGAACGUCACAGGACACUUUUCUACGUUGGUGCAAAGAAAAAAAGAAAAAAAGAAAGAUUUUGUAUGUUUUUAAAAUGUGAUUUUCUUUUUGUAUAUACUUGUAUAUGUACGCCAAUUUGGUGCUUUUUGUACGAGAAUUUUUGUACGAUCACGCCCGGUCAUUGUGUGACUGGCGAUUGUCACAGGGUGGGAAGGAAGCCACAAGAAUAGAACUACUCACUUCCUUUCCUUGCUGGGUCUCUCUCAAAGGCCCAGAAAGGGGCAAUUGUACUGUAUUCCUGUGCCCAUCCCCAAACACAGGGAGAGACUGAGUUUGUGUUAUGUGUUGUAUUAAUAAAUGUACAAGGGGGCUGGGCGUGGGGGCACACACCCUUUGAUCCCGGCACCCUGAGGCAGAGGCAGUUGGAUCUCUCUGAGUUCUAGGCCAGCCUGGUCUACAUGGAGAGUUCCAGACCAGCCAGGGCUACGGAGAGAGACUCUGUCUCAAAGAUAAAAAAUGAAAAAGAAUAAAAAAUAAACUCAAUGCUUUUUUUUCCUG